This is a messenger RNA of Entrophospora candida, 121 nucleotides long. NCBI's taxonomy places the organism in Eukaryota, Fungi, Glomeromycota, Glomeromycetes, Entrophosporales, Entrophosporaceae. The record is from the annotation of a GenBank genome assembly.
UAAUGAUUUGAAGGUGUUGGUUGUAUUUUUGAAAGAAGAAAUAUGGUGUUUUCAUGAGCCAGAAGUAUUGAACCAUACUUCUAGAAUUCUAACUGGAGUAUUUGUGGGAGUGGAUGAAUUG